Messenger RNA from Ipomoea triloba (trilobed morning glory), 1821 nucleotides. Its product is annotated as zinc finger protein GAI-ASSOCIATED FACTOR 1-like. Gene Ontology annotation, cellular component: nucleus. NCBI's taxonomy places the organism in Eukaryota, Viridiplantae, Streptophyta, Magnoliopsida, Solanales, Convolvulaceae. Bases 192 to 1688 code for a protein of 498 amino acids. The record is from RefSeq and is a predicted model, not a curated record. Gene Ontology annotation, molecular function: DNA-binding transcription factor activity. The transcript has 3 exons.
GAAGACCAAGAAUUGUGUGUUGUUGUUACUAAGGCAGCAAGCUAAGGAGAGAGCUCUGAUCACCAGAAAUAGAGGAGAAUUCCCAGCUGCCUUUUUGUCUUCCUCCAACCUUAGCAGAUUCCUAAAUUCAACUCCCCAAACCAGAAAAACAAGAAAGACAAAAACACAACUACCUUUUUCUCAUCAUCGUCAUGUCAAAUAUUACAGGUGAAGAUGGCAGUUUCUCUUCAGGAAACACCGGAGAAGAAGUUCACCAACAACAACAGCAGCAGCAGAAACAUUUGCAAGCUCCGAAUUCCACGCCGCCGGCGACUGUCACUCCGACCAACAGCAAUGGCUCAACUUCACAACAGCAGCAACAACAACCUCCGGCUAAAAAGAAAAGAAAUCUGCCGGGAACUCCAGAUCCGAAUGCAGAAGUGGUUGCCCUAUCGCCGACGACGCUAAUGGCGACGAACAGAUUCGUGUGCGAGAUUUGCAACAAGGGAUUCCAGAGGGAUCAGAAUCUGCAGCUACAUCGGAGGGGUCACAACCUUCCAUGGAAGCUCCGGCAGAGGACGACGGCGGAGGUGAGGAAGCGCGUGUACAUUUGCCCGGAGCCGACGUGCGUGCACCACAACCCUGCACGCGCGCUGGGCGAUCUUACUGGGAUCAAGAAACACUACAGCCGCAAACAUGGGGAGAAGAAAUGGAAGUGCGACAAAUGCUCUAAGAAGUAUGCAGUCCAGUCGGACUGGAAAGCUCACCAAAAGACUUGCGGCACCAGAGAAUAUAAAUGUGACUGCGGAACUAUCUUCUCCAGGAGAGAUAGCUUUAUAACGCAUAGAGCUUUCUGUGACGCACUGGCGGAGGAGAACAACAAAGUGAACCAAGCCGGCGGCCUGAUGGAUCCAAACAACGUUAACCUACAACCCCAAAUUCCGGAGCUCAUGUCGGCCAACACCGCCAUGGGAUUAUCCGAAUUCAACAAUUUCGACCCCAAAAACCCUCUCAAAUCCCUCCCCCAAGACCUCGUACCCAUACCCUUCAAGUCCAUCAACAUGGCCGCCGGCGCCGGCAUGUUCGCCACAAGCUCCGGCAACCUCUUCGGAAGUCCGAGGAGCAUUGCCACGUCAUCCUCCGGCCUCCAGCUCAGCUCCAACACCCCUUCCCCGGGUUUCAACGGCUCCUCGGUGGUCCCCAUGUCCGCCACGGCUCUACUGCAAAAGGCGGCGCAGAUGGGGGCCACCGCCAGCAAUAGCAUAAACUCUCCCAUGAUGCAGAAGAGCUUCACUACUAGCAUGGCGGGAACGGACCACAGGACGUCAACCCCACCGCCUUACGGUGCGCUCGAGCAGCAGAGUAGCAUUACCCCCGCGUUCGAAAACUUCCCGACCCCACCGGAAGGCGGAUUUUCCGCCGCCAUGAAUGACAUCGCGAUUUACACGGGAAUGCUGAUGAACACUACGACCACAACCAAUGAACAAAACCCACCCGCGGAACAAAAUCCAAUGACGGUGGAUUUCUUGGGGGUCGGAGGGUCAAGGCCACCGCCGGCGCCGGCGGCCGGAACGAGUAUGCAUCAGCAGCAGCAAAGAUUGGAAAUGGAAGCCAUGAAUCAACAGAGGAUGCAAGCAAUGAGCCACCCAGCUUUUCAUCAUCAACAACAACACAUGCUGCAUGGGAAUUCUGCCUUGUGGGAUGUUUGAGUAGCCAGUUUUCAUUAAUUUGCACGCUCGGUUUUUUUUCUAAUUAACUGCAAGCUUAGCUUUAGCCAUUAAUGGCUAUGGCGACUCCAACAAUCUUCAGCCUAUAUAUUUAAUUUAAGUUUCAGUGACAGCA